Messenger RNA from Chinchilla lanigera (long-tailed chinchilla), 2354 nucleotides. RefSeq names its product leucine-rich repeat-containing protein 37A3-like. Bases 41 to 2347 code for a protein of 768 amino acids. The record is from RefSeq and is a predicted model, not a curated record. NCBI's taxonomy places the organism in Eukaryota, Metazoa, Chordata, Mammalia, Rodentia, Chinchillidae. The transcript has 5 exons. Gene Ontology annotation, molecular function: protein binding.
UCUGAAGCACCCGGAGUUGACACUUGUACAGCCAGAGCAGAUGCAGGCACAGGCUCAGGAACCGAACCUCACUCCUGUCAUCAUUGAGGCUCUGAAUCUGGAACAUCACAUAACUCCUGUACCAUCUUCGGAGGUUCAACUCUCUCCAAAUUUUCAGGAGACCCCACCUCAGCCUCCAGAGCCAUCUCUGGAGCCUCUAGGAGAGCAUACAGUACCACAUGGAGUGACAAAUCCAAGACCACUGGGUCAGCAUACAGCUCGGCCUGAAACAUUGCCCAGUCCUGUGGUACAACCCUUGGACAUGGGGUUUACCCUAAGUCCUAAUGUCAACACAGAGGCUGAGCAUGCUGUGAUCCCGCAGGAGGUUACAGUUAGUCCUCUAAAGCACCCGGAGUUGACACUUGUACAGCCAGAGCAGAUGCAGGCAGAGGCUCAGGAACCGAACCUCACUCCUGUCAUCACUCAGGCUCGGAACCUGGAACAUGACAUAACUCCUGUACCUACUGCGGAGGUUCAACUCUCUCCAAAUUUUCAGGAGACCACAUCUCAGCCUCCAGAGACAUCUCUGGAGCCUACAGGAGAGCAUACAUUACCACAUGGAGUGACAAGUCCAAGACCACUGGAUCAGCAUACAGCUUUGCCUGCAGCAUUGCCCAGUGUUGUGGUACAAGCCUUGGACAUGGGGUUUACCCUAAGUCCUCAAGUUACUACAGAGGCUGAGCAUGCUAUCAUGCAGCAGGAAGUUACACUUACUCCUCUGAAGCACCCGGAGUUGACACUUGUACAGCCAGAGCAGAUGCAGGCACAGGCUCAGGAGCCGAACCUCACUCCUGUCAUCAUUGAGGCUCUGAAUCUGGAACAUCACAUAACUCCUGUACCUUCCUCAGAGGUUCAACUCUCUCCAAAUUUUCAGGAGACCCCAUCUCAGCCUCCAGAGCCCUCUUUUGAGGAUGUAGGAGAGCAGAUAAUACCACAUGGAGUAACACAUCCAAGACCACUGGGUCAGCAUAUAGGUCCGCCUCCAACAUUGCCCAGUGUUUUGGUACAAGCCUUGGACAUGGGGUUUACCCUAAGUCCUCAAGUCACUACAGAGUCUGAGCAUGCUGUGAUCCCACAGGAGGUUACAGUUACUCCUCUGAAGCACCCGGAGUUGACACUUGUACAGCUAGAGCCGAUGCAGGCACAGGCUCAGGAGCUGAACCUCACUCCUGUCAUCAUUAAGCCUCUGAACCUGGACCAUCACAUAACUCCUGUACCUUCUUCAGAGGUUCAGCUCUUUCCAAAUUUUCAGGAGACCCCAUCUCAGCCUCCAGAGCCAUCUCUGGAGCCUAUAGGAGAGCAGAUAGUGCCACAUGGAGUGACACAUCCAAGACCACUGGGUCAGCGUAUAGGUCUGCCUGCAACAUUGCCCAGUGUUGUGGUACAACCCUUGGACCUGAGCUUCCCUCUAAGUUCUAAAAUCAUUAUAGAGGGUGAGGAUUCUGUGGCCCUGCAAGAGAUUACAGCUUCUCCUGUGGAGCACCCGGAGAUGAUACUUGCACUUCCAGAGGAGGUGCAGUCCCAGCAUCCAAACCUGUCUCCCAUCACAGUUCAUCCUUCAGACCUGGAACAUUCCAUGAGUGCACCACUUGCUACGGGGACUGAACUUACAUCACUGAUGCAAGAGGGAGCCCCUCAGCCUCCAGAGCCAUCUACGGAGGCUGUAGGUGAACGUACAGGAACACCUGAAAUGACAAAUCCACUGGGUCAGGAUGCAGCUCAUCAUCCAACAUUACCCAUGGUCCCCAUCCAACCACUGCAAGUAGAGCUUAUUGUAAAUGCAGCACCCACUACAGAGUCUGAACCUCUUGUGACCCUGCAGAGGGCUUCUACUCCUGCUCUGGUGCAGCCCGAGUUGACGCUUAUACCUCCAAACCUGACUCCUGUCACAUUUCAACCUUUUAAUGUGGAACAGCAUACGAAGCAGUAUUCUGUACAGAUGGAGCAGAAUUCCACUGGGGCUGUCAACAUAUGCGAUCUCUGUGCCUGUGAAAAUGAGGCCCUGUCGUGUAUCGAUCUCAGCCCAAUGCAGAGACUGCAGCAAGUACCUGUAGUAGAGCCAAACUCCUUCACAGUCUUAAAUUUCCAAGGAAACUCUAUUCGAGCCAUUCCAGAAGGGAUAUGGAAGACGUACCGUUGGGUUCAUAAACUAAAUCUCAGUGAAAAUUACAUCACUGAACUACGUAAGGAUUCCUUUGAAGGCCUGCUGUCCCUCCAGUAUUUAAAUCUUCAGUGCAAUUUACUCACAGAACUGAGCUUUGGGACAUUUGAAGCAUGGCAUGGAAUGCAGUUUUUAAAGCAAGUGUAAGUGAAAU